Sycon ciliatum is the source of this 3303-nucleotide messenger RNA. Its product is annotated as metastasis-associated protein MTA3-like. The transcript is spliced from 22 exons. The record is from RefSeq and is a predicted model, not a curated record. Lineage: Eukaryota; Metazoa; Porifera; Calcarea; Leucosolenida; Sycettidae. Bases 187 to 2313 code for a protein of 708 amino acids. Gene Ontology annotation, molecular function: histone deacetylase binding; sequence-specific DNA binding; transcription coactivator activity. Gene Ontology annotation, biological process: negative regulation of transcription by RNA polymerase II. Gene Ontology annotation, cellular component: nucleoplasm; NuRD complex.
UACACGUUUGAGCAGCUCGUGCGUAGGUUGUUUUCCGUGCGUGUCUGUUCCAACAAGUAACUAGUUAGUUUGUUCUUCGAGAGUUGAAUCUUCUCUUUGGAUGUGGCGAAAGAAUUCGUGAAAGAACGGCGUUUGAGCAGCAUUCUCCGCUGUGCAUGGGUCUUGAGUGCAUAAGUCUGAGGCGACAUGGCGUCCUAUGCAAUGUGCGAGGGCUUGUACAGAGUCGGAGACUUUGUAUUUAUGGAAGUCAACAGCAACAAAGAGCCGUACUACAUUUGUCGAUUGGACUCCAUUUCAAAGUCCAGUUCUGGUACAGUGGAGGCGACUGUGAGUCGCUACAUGCGCAUGCGCGACAUGAACACAACGCUCAAGCUGACGGCGGCUAAGCAUUUGGAGGAUGUUGAGGAAGACAGCCCAAACAACGGCUUUUUCCCAAGUAAGCUCAGCACAGACCAGCAGCACCAGCUGUCUCACCGCCACUUGUUUCUAACCAGAGAUAAUGACACGUUUGAAGUCAGUCUCAUUCGUGGACGUUGCGAAGUGACUUUGCUCUGCGAGGAGGAAAGCCCAGAUUACUACCUGAAGGAAAAUCACAAGUUUUUCUAUUCACUGGUGUAUGACAGCCAACAGAGGACGCUGGUUGAGGAGAGUGGCGAGAUUCGCACCGGCCCAAAGUACCAGGCCGAAAUUCCAGACAUGCUUCCGCCAGGCCAGGAGGACGAAAAUGAACCGGCGUGUGCUGCUGCUACUCAGGUCUGGUGCCCAGACAACCUGACGAGCCAGCAAGUUGAUCAGUUCAUGGUCUUGGCAAGAUCUGUAGGUACGUUUGCACGUGCCAUGAUCUCAUCCCGGAACCAGCCGAGCUUGUGCGUCAGUGCUGCCGCCGCUUCCAGAGACGUCACACUGUUUCAUGCCAUGUCCACUCUGCACCGCUAUCGGUACAACUUGUCACAGGCAGUGUGCGCUCUUGUGCCCCAGGGUGGGCCUCUCUUGUGCAGAGAUGAACUGGAGAACUGGACUCCAGAUGAGGUGGCACAGUUCGAACAGUCUCUCGUCAAAUAUGGAAAGGAUUUCUUUGACAUACAGAAGAACUCACUGGUUUGGAAGAGCGUAAAGAGUCUGGUCGAGUAUUACUACAUGUGGAAGACAACAGAGCGAUACCUCAGAGUGAAACAGCAGAAGCACAAUGAGAAGAAUGGAAAUUCCCUGAAGCAGAUCCGCAUCAGCAUCUCUAAGAAUCAGCCAGGCGGUGCAAAUGGUGCUUCAACGCCACGAACGGUGGGCCAGGCAAGUAACGGUAACGGUGCACAGCUGGCAACGGCUGCUAGUCGUCAUCCGGAAAUUGAAGGUCGAUGCGAGGGCUGUCCGGCCACCUCAUCUGUACGCUGGCACAAAUGGAACCAUGGUGGAGACACCAAUGCGCAGCCGCUUUGCUCUCCUUGCUGGGAGUAUUGGAUGAGAUAUGGCGGUCUGAAACGUCCAACAAUUCACGAGGCAUCUCAACCUGAGAACAGAGGUGAACACAAAUGCAAUGUUUGUGGCAAGACCUUCUCUCGCAAAGAACGACUCACUGCUCACCAGCGUGAUCAGCAUCUGCCGUAUCCGUGCGGCUUGAAAGGCUGCAACAAGAGUUUCAAGUCGAAGGCAGGUGCUCAGCGUCACAUGAUCACUAUGCACGGCAUCGGAGAAGAAGGUGUCAAGAAUGACAAUGCACCGUCCAAGCCAUUCCACUUGCGUCCCUUCGCCACGGCCAUUGCUGCUCGCCGCUCGAUCCCUGCAAUCGCUUUGAGGCACUCGGCGCGCAAGCCAAGUGCUGCUAUCCCGCGUGACAACCUGGUGCUGCAAAAUGGCGCUUUCUACCCAGGAGUUGGACGCCAAAAGAUGUGGUGGAAGGUGAAAGGCCGUAAGCCCAUCAACGACAUGAUUGAAGUUCUGGUCAAUAUGCCGUCAUCCGCGCGCUACCGCACCGUGCGCUCUCCGACCAUUGCUCCCAACUACAGCACUCAUCGAGGCUCUCAGAGCUCAGUUCGUGCUCGCACUGCUGCCAUUCGUAUGGCUCGCCCAGGCGGUGAAUCGCCGCGCUUGUUGCCCGCCAAGUCGAACGGUGACACCGCGCCGUCCUCAGCAGCUACUGUUGCUGCAUACAUGGCUGCGCGUCAGGGUGAAGAGGUUCCUCGUCAAGGUGCUGCUGGUGUAGACGUUGUUGAUCUGACAUCAGGAGAAGCUGCUGCCCCGCCGAAGGGAAUCAAGCGGGCUGCCGAUGAGAACGGUGAUUCAGCUGCACCCCGUGCCAAGUCGCCUCGAUUGGCUUGAAUUGCCUUGCUCAUUGGAAGGGUACGAGUUAGCGGAGCUGCUGCGUUGUCACUCCGUGUGUGAUAUAUGCCUUGAUCAAGCGGUGCUCUUAUAUUGUGUGUGCAUAUGUGUAUGUAGUCUGAGUUCAUAGAAUGAUAAGCACUGUGCGGUGCAUGGCAGGGCAUUCUCUCUUACACUUAGUUACAGCUGGGAAAUGACACAGUAAUACAGCUUAGUUCCUUUCUGCCAGUCGCCGUGCACCACCGCAGCCUUACUGAAGUCGUUGUCUACUAUGGAGUUUGUUUGUAUAAACGGUACUGACAAAUAUAAGUAGGUUGUUGCUUUGCCACACUGCUGUCCCGUGUACAGAGUUGCCAUACAGCCGCCAUACCCAAAAAUCAUCAUCAUACAUUCUACUUUCACCCCUGCCAUGCCUUCGCUUCUGUCCUCUUUCAAUCUCUGCUAGUGUCUGCUGAUUUCUGCUCCGUGGAAAAGGUAUCUUUCUCCCUGUGCCACUAACUUAUCUCUGUCCACUCUGCGACAUUGUGUUUGAAAUUGCUUGUCAGUGUUGUCUCAUUGUUGUCUGAUGUACUGGCUGUGUAGUAGAGCUACAAUCUAGUAUCAUCAGAAUGAUCUUGCAUUAUUAUUUCAGCUGUUAUAUGAUGUUUUUCUUCUGCCCCUCGCUGUGCCUGAUCUCGGUGUGAGUUUUUUUUUUGUAUUUCCUGGUCCGCCCCAAUAUCUAGAUCCCUUGCUUGCAAUCCGAGGUUACAAGUUGUUCCCACCAGCGUGCACAUAAUAGGACAGUGUCUUUUUUAUCCUUUCAUGUAUCUUUGCUUUUUUACACACAGAUACUAUGUGAAGAAAUCAUGCAAAUGCGAUCCGUAUUCCACAGUAACUCUCAUCAGCUAUUUUGAGUUUCGCCCAGCACCCCCACUCCAUUGCUGCUAGCGCAUGCUGUGUUUUACCUCAUAUGGGUUGCUGGUCGCAAUAUUCGUUUCGUUGUUCGUCAGA